AUGGUCGGGUCUUGGCCAGGGUCGCAAGCGCAUCUUAGUAGCAGGCGAUUCGCGAUGGCGACCACUCCACUCACCGCCAAGUACCCAGCGAAAGAUCAUGUCGUGAGGACAUUCAAAACAUUGACUUACUCCCUACAUCCCAGCCAACGCGAUAAGCCUCAAGUUAUCGUACUCGCUGGUUCCGAAACUCCUUGUCGUAAUGAUACGGAUCGGGAGCUUCCCUUUCGUCAAGAGUCCAACUUCUUCUACCUGUCAGGUUGUGCCGUUCCUGGAACAUCUUUCCUCGCAACAUACCACCCGGACAGUGCUACAGUAAGCACGAAGUUGUAUGUACCAAAAGCAACGCUCGAGGACCUCAUGUGGUCUCCCGCAUCACCAAGUCCUUCGGAGGCCCGUGCAGCCUACGAGGUCGAUGACGUUUUCUACAAAGUCGAGUUUGUCGAUCAUUUGAAGUCUCUUCCUGCCGAUGCUCUAGUUCACGUACUUCCACGCACGGGAGAAUUCCCGGACGUGCGUAGUUAUGUAGACAAAUCAUCACCGGGUCACCCACUGGGCAACAGCGGGAGUGCUGUCACGGAAGAGCAUCUCCUCCCAGCUCUGCACCAGACAAGGCUGAUCAAGGACGCCUUUGAGAUUGCUCUGAUCCGAAAAGCCAAUGAGAUUAGCUCUCGGGCGCAUGAGGUAGUAAUGCGAGUACUAGGACUGGCAGUCCAAGGAAAGAUUAAACAAGAUAACGGUCAUGGGAACAAACGUCCGCUAUUACCGGCUGAGUGGCUGAUCGAGACGGAAGCAGAGGCAGAAGCGGUUUUCGUGGCCUCGUGCAGGAGGGAGGGAGCAUUUCAUCAAGCAUACUUGCCAAUCGUUGCUGCUAACGACCGCGCUGCGACGCUUCACUACUGUUGCAAUGACAAAGCUUUUGCUUGGGGACCCGUUACGAACAGGCACGCCAACAACGGCGGACACCUUACCUCCAUGGUAUCUCAGCGGGAAUGUGGAAGUGUAUUGGCGCCCCAGGUCCUACUGAUCGACGCAGGGUGUGAAUGGGAGUGUUAUAGUUCCGACAUCACGCGCACGAUGCCAGUUGGUAAUGGAGGAAAGUUCACCACUGAGGCAAGAGCUAUUUAUGACCUUGUAUUGCAGAUGCAACAGGAGUCUCUCACCAUGCUUCGUCCCAGUGUGCAUUGGGACGAUGUUCAAUUGCGGUGCCAUGAAGUCCUAGUAGACGGUUUCCUCCGCCUGGGAAUCUUUCGCAAUGCUGAGACCUCGCAUGCGAACAUGAAGAGUCACGGUGAUCUCCGACACGAUAUCCUUACUUCUGGUCUUAGCGCAGCGUUCUUCCCACAUGGCGUCGGACACUCACUUGGGCUGGACGUACACGACGUGCCAAGUGCAAGCAAGCCCCAAAAGGCGGGAAAAUACUUUGUUCCAGGCUCAAUCGCGUCUGGCAGUUCUGGUGCUGGGGGACACGAGAGCUUCUACAAGUUCCUACGUUUACGCCUUCCGUUGUUGGCUGGCAUGGUCGUUACUGUUGAGCCGGGUAUUUACUUUUCUCCCCAUCUGCUCGGCCCUCAUAUGGAUUCUUGCUUCCUCGACAAAACCGUACUUGCACGGUACGAAAGUGUGGGCGGCAUCCGCAUUGAAGAUGAUGUACUCAUCACUGAAAAUGGGUCUGAGAAUCUCACGAUGGUCGGAAGCGAGACAGCGUGGAUCGAAGAGGUGUGCGCAGGAGAAGUGUGA
Pisolithus orientalis is the source of this 1737-nucleotide messenger RNA. RefSeq names its product Creatinase/aminopeptidase. The record is from RefSeq and is a predicted model, not a curated record. Gene Ontology annotation, molecular function: metalloaminopeptidase activity; manganese ion binding. The coding region runs from base 1 to 1737 and encodes 578 amino acids. Lineage: Eukaryota; Fungi; Basidiomycota; Agaricomycetes; Boletales; Pisolithaceae. The transcript is spliced from 8 exons.